Tripterygium wilfordii is the source of this 1192-nucleotide messenger RNA. RefSeq lists its product as uncharacterized. The record is from RefSeq and is a predicted model, not a curated record. The transcript is spliced from 3 exons. Gene Ontology annotation, cellular component: chloroplast. The coding region runs from base 20 to 829 and encodes 269 amino acids. Lineage: Eukaryota; Viridiplantae; Streptophyta; Magnoliopsida; Celastrales; Celastraceae. Gene Ontology annotation, molecular function: RNA binding.
GUUGAACUAGCGCACAACAAUGGCGACGACGAUGAGCUUCCUCUUGCGGCCGCUUUGCUUAUCCAGCACCACCAAAACCUUCCUCUCAAAAUGCCUCAAAACCCCGCUUUGCCAUUCCGUUUCUUCUCUCGGCGCUCGUCCUCGCUUCAUCUGCCGCUCUCUCUCUUCCUCUCCUUCUUCUAUCACUCUCUCCCAAUCCUCCUCUUCUUCUGUAACUCCAAACGAGAUCUUGCCGUUCCAAGAGGUCCAAUACGAAGAUAACAAUGGUACUGUCGAAGAAUAUGUUGAUGAUAGUGACGAUGAGCAAAUUGAGAUUGAAACCGAAAAUCGGCAAUUGGAGGGCGUUAAUGUUAGCGGCGGCGCCAAUGGAGAGGGAGUGGGUGUGAGCUCUAAGCGUAUGAAGUUGCUGAGUUUGACGGUGAAAGAGAAGAAGGAAUUGGCUUCUUAUGCCCACAGCUUGGGUAAGAAGCUCAAGUCACAGCUUGUCGGCAAGUCUGGUGUCACCGAUAAUGUCGCGGCUUCUUUCGUCGAAACCCUUGAAGCCAACGAGCUUUUAAAGGUUAAAAUACACAGAACUUGUCCUGGGGAGCUAGAAGAUGUUGUGAAACAUUUGGAGGAAGCUACUGGUUCAGUGGUGGUUGGUCUAAUUGGCAGGACUGUAAUUAUAUACCGACCCAGUGUCACAAAAAUGGAGGCAGAGGAAAAGAAAAAACAGGCUCGUAGACCUUUUGUGAGGAAAGAGACGAUAUCAAAACGGCCAUUGCUGACAAAAGGAGAAGUAUCAACCAAAUCAAGGCGUGGUCGUAGGGGUAUUAGCAGGUUUGCAUGAAUUCCAAACCUUUUGCCGAUCUCUGUAUAACUGGAUUUAGAGGGGUGCACCCAGUGCUCGUUACUUCUCCACUAUUCAACUGGAAAAUGAAUGCAUUUGUCGUUCGCGUGGUGCCCAAUUUGGUGUUGAUUUCAGUAACAAUCCGAGAGUUUUGUUCUUUUCAACAAGCGCUGCAGAAGAUGAAGGAUGACAAUGGUACUUCAUUAUUUUCAUUUCAUCUAGUUUAUGUACAUUUGCUCAUCAUUGAACUUCAGAAGUUUUGAAGUAAUGGUAUUGAAGCAGAAGCAAUCGCUCCUAAUUUAUUUAGUGGAUAUGGCAGUGCAAUGAAUCUGAAGAGUGGAUUUUUAUCUAUUGUGGAAUUCA